Molecule: messenger RNA, 5294 nt
Organism: Anarrhichthys ocellatus (wolf-eel)
Lineage: Eukaryota; Metazoa; Chordata; Actinopteri; Perciformes; Anarhichadidae
Gene: uba6
Product: ubiquitin like modifier activating enzyme 6
Exons: 30
Biological process (GO): protein sumoylation
Cellular component (GO): SUMO activating enzyme complex; cytoplasm
Molecular function (GO): SUMO activating enzyme activity
Source: RefSeq, a predicted model, not a curated record
GUAAGAUUAUUUGUCUCAUUUUAACAAUAUUCACAGCGCCUUUUUCAUAUCGAUUGGUAGAAAGAUAAUAACUAAAACCGCUGUCUACCCUGGGCAGUUAUCCGUAGCCUAACGUGUGUGUCACCACUUUUAACGAGUUCAUGACAAGUGUCCUCGCAACCGGCACCAGGGGCACUCAGCGCUAGCUAGCUGUAGCUGCUAACGCUGAGCUUUCCCCAGCAGGUUCACAAGUCAGCCAGCGGUUAUUACGGUAGCUAACGUUAACUCAACUGCUGUGAGAUUUCACUGUUGAAAGACGUCACUACGUUGGCUCGAGACAGUCAGUUUACGUUUGCGCGCGACUGACAGCUGCCAGGUUUAACAACAUUGGUGACAACUCAUAUUAGAGUCAGCCGGGGUGUGUGGGUAAAGUUAGCCAUUUAGCUAACCCACAACAGGGCGUUGGUUUUAGAUUACUACCGGUGGACAACCCAUGCGCUUUCUAUCUUUGGUAAUCCCUGUUUGUACUCUGUAUGUGGUUCAGUAGGUAGAGCCGUGUUCUCAGACAGUUGAAUUCCCCCCUCUACCCCUCCCAGCAUGGCUGCAGACUCGAUGGAGAUUGAUGACUCUCUUUACAGCCGCCAGCGCUAUGUGCUGGGAGACAGUGCUAUGCACCAGAUGGCCCGGUCCUCAGUCUUUCUCAGUGGAAUGGGAGGACUGGGAAUCGAGAUAGCAAAGAAUAUCGUCCUGGCUGGCGUGAAGGCAGUCACCCUUCACGACACAAAGCAGUGUGAAACCUGGGAUCUGGGCUCCAACUUCUUUAUCCACAAAGAGGACGUUUUGAGCCAGAAGAGAAGGGUGGAGGCAGUGUGCCCCCGGGUCGCAGAGUUGAACCCGUACGUCCAUGUUGAUGUGUCCUCGUCGGCUCUGGACGACAACACCGAUCUCGGCUUCCUCGGGAAGUAUCAGUGUGUGAUUCUGACUGAAGCCCGACUCAGCCUGCAGAAGAGAGUGAACCACUUCUGCCACUCCCAUCGACCCCCCAUCAAAUUCGUUGGCUGUGAUGCGUACGGCAUCUGCGUGCGGGUGUUUUGUGAUUUCGGAGAGGAGUUUGAGGUGUCGGAUCCCACAGGAGAGGAGCCCAAGGAGAUUUUCAUCCAAAGUAUCACUCAGGACAAUCCUGGGGUGGUAACCUGCAUGGACAACCAGCCCCACGGCCUUCAGACCGGCCAGAGUGUUGUCUUCAGAGAGGUCAACGGCAUGGUGGAACUCAACGGCACUGCACGGCCCAUUUCAGGUAUUAUUUCUGCAUAAUAACUUCACUGUUUUUGGUGUAUAUUUACGAUUGCAGUUGUAACACCAGCAUUACCGAUGAAUCACAGGUGUGUGUGUGUGUGUGUGUGUGUGUGUGUGUCCCCUUUUCAGGAGACAUUAGAGAGACAGUUGUGUGAUCCUCAGCUCCUGACUCCAGACUUCAGUAAACCAGAGGCCCCGCUACAGAUCCAUGCAGCCAUGUUGGCUCUGGACACCUUCCAGGAGCAGCACAGCAGACUCCCCAACACUGGGUGCUCGCAGGAUGCCGAGGUUUUACUGAAGCUAACGGAGGAAGUGAAUGCAACUCUCAGGAACAAAACUUCCGUGAACGUGGAGUUGGUGCGCUGUCUGUCGAGAACAGCGAGGGGAACCCUCCCUCCGUUAGCAGCGGCUGUGGGAGGUCUAGCCAGCCAGGAAGUUCUUAAGGCCAUCACAGGGAAGUUUGCGCCACUGCAGCAGUGGUUUUAUCUCGAUGCCAUCGAGGUCGUACGGCCACUUCAGUCCGUCGCUGCCGAGGAGUUUUCCCCAAGGGGCGAUCGCUACGAUGGGUUACGAGCCUGCAUCGGUGAAUCCAUGUGUCUGGAACUGCACAAGCUCAGGGUCUUCAUGGUGGGCUGUGGGGCCAUCGGCUGUGAAAUGCUGAAGAACUUCGCCCUGCUUGGGGUGGGAUUGGCCAGCAGCUCAGGAGAGGUAUGCGUCACAGACCCCGACCUCAUAGAAAAGUCCAACCUCAAUCGGCAGUUUCUCUUCAGACCGCAUCAUAUACAGAAACCGAAGAGCACCACGGCAGCAGAGGCCACUCUGGAAAUCAACCCGGACCUGCAGGUGGACGCUCGCCUCAACAAGGUGUGUCCCGCUACCGAGAGCAUCUUCAAUGACUCCUUCUACUCCCGCCUGAACAUGGUGGUCACCGCGCUGGACAACGUGGAGGCCCGCAGAUACGUGGACAGCCGCUGUUUAUCCAAUCAGAGACCUCUCCUGGACUCCGGCACCAUGGGAACUAAAGGACACACAGAAAUCAUCGUGCCAAAUUUGACUGAGUCCUACAACAGCCAUAGGGACCCCCCAGAAGAGGAGAUCCCAUUCUGCACUCUCAAGUCCUUCCCUUCUGUCAUAGAGCACACCAUUCAAUGGGCCAGGGACAAGUUUGAGAAUCUGUUUGCACACAAGCCCUCCAUGUACAACUCGUUCUGGCAGACACACCCCUCUGCUGAAGUGGUGCUACAGAGGAUGCAGCUAGGGGAAAGUCUGGAGGGGUCAUUCCAGGUCAUUAAGCUGCUAAGCAAACGGCCCAACAAGUGGGAACAGUGCAUCACGAUCGGCCGUCUGAAAUUCGAGAAGUACUUCAAGAGAAAGGCCCUACAACUGUUGCACUGUUUCCCUCUAGACACGAGGUUAAAAGAUGGAAGUUUGUUUUGGCAGUCCCCCAAAAGACCUCCAGCACCUCUUGAUUUUGACUUGAACGACUGUUUGCACUUCAGUUUCAUUGUCAGCACUGCCCGGCUCUUCGCGGGGAUUUACAACAUCCCUUACUCAGAAAAGGAUGUCACCGAAGAGGAGGUGACCAGGCUUCUCUCGGAUGUCAAGAUUCCCGAGUACAGGCCCUCGGAGAAGUGUAUAGAGACCAACGAGUCGGCAAAGAAGCCCGAUUCAAUGAAGUUGCCUCUGAGCAGCGAGGAAGAGAGGGAGGCCAUCACACAGCUGGAGGAGGCCAUCGCAACCGACAACGUCACAGCAGAGAGGCUACAGGUGAGCCCGCUGCAGUUUGAGAAGGACAACGACGCCAACGGCCACAUGGACUUUGUCACGGCGGCGUCCUCCCUUAGAGCCAGGAUGUACGCCAUCGAGCCGGCCGACCGACUCAAGACCAAGCGGAUCGCCGGCAAGAUCAUCCCCGCCAUCGCCACGGCAACAGCCGCUGUGGCUGGACUGGUGGCCCUCGAGUUGGUGAAGGUGGUCGGAGGCUACGAGUUUGAGUCUUUCAAAAACUGCUUCUUUAACUUGGCCAUCCCUGUAGUGGUGCUCACGGAGCCUGCCCAAGUCAAACAGUCACUCAUCAGGGACAACAUUUACUUCUCCAUCUGGGACUGUUGGACUAUCUUUGGCCACGAGGACUUCACUCUCUCUGACUUCAUAAAUGCAGUGAGGGAAAAGUAUGGAAUCGAACCCACCAUGGUCGUCCAUGGUGUGAAGAUGCUCUAUGUGCCUGUGAUGCCUGGGCACUCGAAGAGACUCAAGCUAACGAUGCAGAAGCUGAUCAAGCCAUCCGUGGACCGCCGCUACGUCGACCUCACCGUGUCAUUUGCCCCAGAGGCAGAUGGAGACGACGACCUGCCCGGCCCCCCUGUCAGGUACUUCUUCAGCCGCAAUGGAGAGACGCCCUGACGCCUUCCCUGGUGGCAUCCUCAAGCCUCUUGUGUCCUUACUCCUCCCUUCUGUCAUGUAAAUUGUUGUACCCCAAUAACCUGGGCCACGGCCUAGAGCUUUCCUUCAGGAUGAUGUCUGACUUGGGCAUAGCUCCUGGGUCCCAACACCAGCCCCCCCGCACCACCCCUCUGUACGUAAUGGAACAAGAAAAGGCCAGUCCUGGUCCCAGUUUUUCUUGCCCCGGAUCUAGCCAACACGAGGCUGCUUGAGUAGCACUUAACUGUACCUUUGUACAUAUAUUUCCUGUUCUGUUUUCUACUCUGGUAAAAAAAAAAAAAAAAGCACAGCUCCGGCCUGUGUCGAUGCCUUAAUUGAUUAAUAACCUUUUUUUCUGUUUGUGGCAGUGAGUUUGACUGAAAACUAUGUUUACAGAAACCUGCAACUUAGUCUUGUUUGUGUUUUAAAGUCUGCUGGGCCCAGGAGGGGGGGGUGAAGUGUAGUUGUUCGGCAUCACAUUCUUCUUCCUCUCAUUGCCAACCACAGAAUAUGACAGACGUCGGUCAUCUUCCUUUAUAGAAAGAGUUUGAGGCCAAUAUUUGUUAACAGUUAGAGGUGCAAAGACACUGACUACCAUUGUGUCUGCGGAGGAUUGUUCUGUUUUAAACAUCUCUAUCCCAGCGGGAUGGUAUUAGCCCAACAUUACGGAGCAGAUGUGCGUUGCUCUUAACUUCAUGGGUAAAAGCACCCACUAAUUGUAGCUGCUACUCUCACCCAUCAUGUUAAAUACUUAGGUAAUUACAGUAUCGACACCGGUUAACACAUUUGGGUGAACCACAUGUUCCUCAUUAGAUUAAGUAAUGGCAUGACUUCAAUUGUUUCACACACAGAAAAGAGGCUUUUUUUGACUUACAAAACAUCUGUACCACCAUCUGGGAUCGCACUCCUGUAUUUUUUGUUUUUUUCCAAACAUGAUCCGUGCUGUUGUUGCAUUUGUUUAUGGGUGUGUCCAUGACACGUAUUUAUUUACUCGUUACUCAUUUGUGUCUAACUGAGCCUGUGUUCUUGUUGUUGCACCGGUUUAUUAUGAAACGACAAACAAAAGUCAAACUAAAAGCGUUUAAGAGUGAAUCAGCCUUCUGUUUAGUUCCAGUUGAAGGUCGUGAAAAGGUGUCUUAGAAAUCGUCUGCAUCGGCUCAUAUUGGCAAGAAAGUCAAUGUAGUUGAGUGAAAUCAUAAAAGAUAUUUAGCUCUGUAUUGAUACUCUAAUACUGACAGGUUAUCGUCUGCAUCAAUGAAGACUAAAGACACACAAAAUGCUUCCCCGACCACGUUUAUUUUUCUCCCCGUAACCAGAGGUGGUGAAUUUGGCUUUUUACAGAAAACGUCACAUGUUGACACUUUUCUUUCAUAAGCGUAAAAUUGAACUGUUGUGCGACAAUGAUGACGAUGUAUGUUCCUGUGACUGACAACUCAACCAACGGUCUAAAAUGUGAGAUUUUCAGGAUGUCCUCCAGACUAUAGCUGCUCCGCAUCUUUUUGUUCUGAAUGCACCACGGUAGAUAGGAUAGUGCUAGUAAAUAAUCUGUAUCUGUUUUGAUGAUUUAUUAAUUAAAAAUUGUGGAGAAAAAGACCAAA